This is a messenger RNA of Gloeophyllum trabeum ATCC 11539, 2458 nucleotides long. RefSeq lists its product as uncharacterized. Gene Ontology annotation, biological process: endocytosis; exocytosis; ER to Golgi ceramide transport. The record is from RefSeq and is a predicted model, not a curated record. Gene Ontology annotation, molecular function: sterol binding. The transcript has 9 exons. Lineage: Eukaryota; Fungi; Basidiomycota; Agaricomycetes; Gloeophyllales; Gloeophyllaceae. The coding region runs from base 74 to 2275 and encodes 733 amino acids. Gene Ontology annotation, cellular component: cytosol; intracellular membrane-bounded organelle; plasma membrane.
GGACCCCACCAAUUCUGCUGUCGGCACAGGGGUUACGAUUGCCUCCCACUCCCAUCCGUUCGCGGUUCAUAGCAUGAGCCAUGGUCCCGUCAUUCAGGAGGGAUGGGUUCUGAAGAAGCGGCGAAAGCGGAUGCAAGGCUUUGCGCGCCGAUACUUCGUGCUAUACCAGUCCGGGCUGCUAUGUUACUCUUUUGAACCUGGAAAGCCCAUACGAGAUCAGAUCCCGUUACACACCGCUGCUAUCUCCAGCACCCCGGGAAGGAAGGACAUCACCAUCGACUCCAGUAGGGCUACGUUCCAUAUCAAGUGCUUGACCACUGAGGACUUCACGAAAUGGAUGACUGCGUUCAGGAAGUUCAUAUCGACCGACGACCGAACCGUCGGCAGAAGGUCCUCCGUCGCUAGGAAUCUUCCGUUCCUAGGAUACAUUACCAAAGCUGGAGUUGUCGCUGAGGAAAUGGGCACUACGAUCGAGGAGUUAGAGGAUGCCUUCUUCGCCUGGAGUCAGGAGCACUCAACUAGACGUCGGCCAAGUUCGUCCAGAGGGAAGGGUGAUCAGACGAAACAAAACCACUCGAAGGACAUGUUCGGACUGUUCAAGAAAUCUAACCAUCACCAUGACUCCCCAUCUGAAAACGAAAUUUCACCGUCCUCGUCGGGCCAGUCCACGCACUCCCCGGAGCAGCGGAUCCAAGCGGCGAUAAUAACCCUGAAGUCUCAACAUACGACCCUCGUCAAGUCCAUCUCCUCGCUCACCAACACUUCCGAGGGACCCAGCACAGCCACUCUACGCUCAUCUCCCCUCCCUUCCACCCGCGAGGAAGACGCGGGCGAAGCAGCGCCUACCCCGACGCGGAGCGGUGCUCGCACACCUUGGACUGGGAGCGUGAAGCGAGCGAGCAUAGCGGAUACUGCGAGCGACGGAACCGGUAGCGUAUGGUUUGACGCACCCGAGGCGGAGACUGAAGGUGCCGAGGAAUACAUCGUGGAGCAUGAUUCGACGCCGCUGGAUGAGAACGGAGGGGGCAGCAAGAUGUCCAGUACGACGAGCCAGACGAGUAGUAGUGUGCAGGACACGGAGGACGAUGAGAGCGAGACGGAUUCCGAAGAUGAGGUAGAUGCUGCGGAGUGGGCUAGUGCCGCGCAUGGUAUGAAUGGAGAGGCUGAGACGACCGGGUCUAAGGAGAUUGUGCGGAGGACGCAGCUUCCAUCGCCUCCUGUUGGUGACGAAGGGAGCUUAUUUGCGGUACUGAAGAAGAAUGUUGGCAAGGACCUAUCUAGCGUUGCACUUCCGGUAACCUUCAAUGAACCGCUGACGCUCCUCCAGAGAGCAGCAGAGGAGAUGGAGUAUUACGAUCUUCUUCGGCAAGCUGCGGAAUCUUCAGAUCCGGUCGAACGGAUGUGCUUUGUCGCAGCCUUUGCUGUGUCCGGCUACGCUCAUACGAGAUACAGGACCGGUCGGAAAGGUUUCAAUCCUAUGCUUGCCGAGACGUUCGAGGAUUCUCGUAUGAAGUUCAUUGCGGAGAAGGUCUCCCACCAGCCUGUUGUCAUGGCCUAUCAUGCUGAGGGCGCUACGUGGCGAUUAGACGCGACGUCCGCCGGGAAAACGAAGUUCUGGGGCAAAAGCCUCGAGAUUAUCCCGCUGGGAACCACUCAUGUGCAAAUUGGGGAGGAUCAUUUUCAAUGGAACAAGCCUUCGUCUUUCAUGCGCAACCUGAUGAUGGGAACGAAGUAUCUAGAGCAUUGCGGUAAAAUGGUGGUUGAAAACACAAGGACCAAAGCAAAAUGCGUGCUUGAGUUCAAGGAAGCCGGAUACUGGGGCACUUCCAAUCAAGUUGCGGGCACCGUGUUCUCGCCAGAUGGGAAAGCAGAGACGCACCUUGAAGGCAAAUGGGACGACAGCAUAGUACAGAAGAUGGACGCGUCGCACCUGCGUAUACUGUGGAGGAUAGCCCCGUUCCCCAAGAAUGCUCCAGAGUAUUACGGCUUCACGUACUUUGGAAUUACCCUCAACGAGAUUACACCGGACUUGGAGGGGAAGCUCCCGCCUACCGACUCUCGUUUUCGAACGGACGUUAGGGCGCUUGAGGAAGGGAACAUGGAGAGAGCAGAGGCUGAGAAGCUGCGGAUUGAGGAGAGACAAAGAGAGAGACGGAGGGCGGGUAAGGAACGAAGGCCGAGAUGGUUUAAACAGGUGGGCGAUGAGUGGGUUUAUGCAGGUGGAUAUUGGGAAGAACGCUCGCGAGGAUGGAAGGACGUUGAUCCCCUUUGGUGAUGAGCAUCUCCAGACUAUGCAUCUCGGAAUCACUGGCGUUGGAUUACCUUAUGCUAUCUCGUAAUUUCUACUUAUUCCGCUUAAUACCCUUCGUUGUGCCGCUCCUUAGACCCCCCACUUACUUUCCGCUACUAUAUGACACUCUUUCAGCGAGUCGUGUAAUGCCAGCAAUGUUGACACGCU